Messenger RNA from Schistocerca piceifrons (Central American locust), 393 nucleotides. RefSeq names its product cuticle protein 16.5-like. NCBI's taxonomy places the organism in Eukaryota, Metazoa, Arthropoda, Insecta, Orthoptera, Acrididae. The transcript is spliced from 2 exons. Bases 1 to 393 code for a protein of 130 amino acids. The record is from RefSeq and is a predicted model, not a curated record.
AUGUUCAAGCUGUGCCUGUUCGCCGCCGCCCUGGCCGUCGCCUCCGCCGCCCCAAAAGCCGCCCCUGGGCUGCUGGGCGCCGCCCCACUGGCCUACGCCGCCCCCGCCGCCCCCGUGGCCCUGGCCGCGCCCGUCGUCAAGGCCCCUGCCCUCUACGCGGGUCCCAUCGCCGCUGCGCCCGGCCCCCUGGCCUACGCGGGUCCAGUCGCCGCCCCCGUAGCCGCCGCCCCCGUGGCCUACGCCGCCCCUGCGGCCUACGUCGCCCCCGCGCUGCCGGCACACUUUGCCUACGCCGCCCCCGGCGUUCCGGCGCACUUUGCCUACGCCGCUCCUGCCGCUCCUGCUCACCUGGGAUAUGCUGCAGCGCCAGCCUUCCUUAAGGCACACGUAUGA